CCCUGCUGCUCUGUCUUUGAUUGGAGGGAAACCCCGUCGAUGAGCGGGAGAGAUCAUCAGCUGUGCGGCCGGGAAUCAGGAGCAACAUCGUUAAACGACACUCGCAGCCCAAACAGAAGCCAUGGCAGACAAGGAGGAGCUGGUCCAGAAAGCCAAACUUGCAGAGCAGGCUGAGCGCUACGAUGACAUGGCUGCAGCCAUGAAGGCUGUCACAGAGGAGGGCUCGGAGCUCAACAACGAGGAGCGCAACCUGCUCUCGGUCGCCUACAAGAAUGUGGUAGGGGCAAGGAGGUCCUCGUGGAGGGUGGUGUCCAGCAUGGAGCAGAAGUCUGAUGAUGGCGCCAAGACCGCACUGGCAAAGGAGUACAGAGGGAAAAUUGAGAAGGAGCUGAAUGACAUCUGCAAGGAAGUUCUGGAUCUUCUUGACAAAUAUCUGAUCCCCAAAGCGACACCUGCUGACAGCAAAGUCUUCUACCUAAAGAUGAAGGGAGACUACUACCGCUACCUAGCUGAGGUGGCCACUGGAGAGGACAAGGAAGCCAUCAUCAAUAACUCACAAGAAGCCUACCAGAAGGCAUUGGAUAUCAGCACCAAAGAAAUGCCACCCACACAUCCCAUCCGCCUGGGCCUUGCUCUUAACUUCUCUGUCUUCUACUAUGAGAUUGUCAAUUCACCUGACAAGGCCUGCCAACUGGCCAAAUCGGCCUUUGACGAGGCCAUUGCCAUGCUGGACUCCCUCAACAGCGACUCUUACAAAGACAGCACCUUGAUCAUGCAGCUCCUCCGUGACAAUCUGACACUGUGGAUGUCAGACGCACAGGGUGAGGGCGAGGGUGAAGGAGAGGAGACGGAGCGGGCAGCUGAGAAGAACUGAACUUCAGAAAAGGGAGAAAAAAAAAAAAACAACAAAAACAAACACAUUUUUUACCUCUCACCAGCCUAAGUUGUGUGUGUGUGCGGUUGUGUGUGCACAUACAUGCACAGAUAUGUAUGUUUACACUCCACUCACAAUGUGUAAAAGUACAGUAUGUUUGUGCAGAUACAUUGAAGUGUGUGUGUGGUAAUUGUAUGAGCACCUCCACAGAGAAAUGAAUGGAACAGACUUGUUUUUUCUUUCGAACAUAACUCAUCGUGUGAACCAGUUGGAUGUUCAUUUUUGUCAGCUUUAGUCCGAAUGACAUCCUUACUUUAGAUACAAAUCUGCCCAAUUCUCUUCAACAUUACUCACUGUAGCAAACUGCUGCUGUUGCAGGAAAUUAAAAAAAAAAGAGAGAGAGAAUUUGUAUGUUUUUACUUGAACAUUUACAACCUUUGUUACACUCUGGUCAACAAAACUCUGUUGAAGCUACUGGAAAAAAACAAAAAAAAAACUAAAUUCACUAAAUUAUACAACUGACUAGGAGUGAUCAUGUACUGUCAGCAGGUAUUUAUUGCUUUUGUUAAAGAUCUAUUAACGUAGUGCUUGUAUCCAUCCUGCCCUGUUGGUGUACAGUGUAGCAGGUAGUGUUUCUAUGGAUGGUACAUGUGUCAUGAUUCAAUGGGUUGUGUGUGCAUUCAGGCAUAGAAAAUGUUUUCUGUAUGAAUGGCCUCUUAAACUUUGGUUAAUUUUUUUUUUUUUUCCUUUUUUUUGUGAGAGGAUUAUAUUCCACAGUGACAUGUGUUGACAUUUUCCUGCAGUUUUGCAUACAACAUGACAAGGUUUAGACAGUUUAAGAUAACGUGAACAACUUGAUAAAAAUGGCUUGAUACUGUAACUUUUUUGAUAUUUUAUCCUUUCAGCAGUGCAAAGGAUACUAUUGCCAUGUGGUUUUAUGUGGCUUUCUACUCUUUUUCUAUUCAUGUGGUUUUUGUAUUUUCUUUUUGUGUAUUUUUUUAUUAAUUUUGACUGGAUUUCACUCCUGGAAUGUAUGAGGUUGUCAGUAGUAUGGUGUGAGGGUUAGGCAUGCUUUGAAACUGGCUUUUUUUUUGUUUUGUUUUUUUUUUUCUUUGCUUAGAAUUGAACUUUAACCUGGUGGUUUACAGUAACAUUUGCCUGUUUUGAAAGUGCACCAUGAAAAGACAAAGUAAAACCAUGCUAAGUAUAAAACUGAUUAUUAAAGUAUCUUGGUAGAAAGCUGCAUCAAAGCCAUUUUGUAGUUACAAAGUAGAGCCAGUUUCUUCUAAUUACAGUGUCUUGGUUUUUAAAAAAAAGAUGGGAUGCAGGAUUUAAAAUUUGCCAGUUACACUCUGAGUACGUUACUUGGUUAUGUGCUUUCAUGUAAGUGGAAAUAAAACAUUCAAAUU
Melanotaenia boesemani (Boeseman's rainbowfish) is the source of this 2283-nucleotide messenger RNA. RefSeq names its product 14-3-3 protein beta/alpha-B-like. The record is from RefSeq and is a predicted model, not a curated record. The transcript has 6 exons. Gene Ontology annotation, cellular component: cytoplasm. Gene Ontology annotation, biological process: signal transduction. Lineage: Eukaryota; Metazoa; Chordata; Actinopteri; Atheriniformes; Melanotaeniidae. Bases 122 to 874 code for a protein of 250 amino acids.